This is a messenger RNA of Paracoccidioides brasiliensis Pb18, 372 nucleotides long. RefSeq lists its product as uncharacterized. The record is from RefSeq and is a predicted model, not a curated record. The coding region runs from base 1 to 372 and encodes 123 amino acids. The transcript has 2 exons.
AUGUCGCGGCUUGCAGGCACAGGCUUUGAAAGAGCAACAUAUCCCCAGAGCAACACUUCAAAGCAAGUUCUCACUGCUGCUGCAACUUUGGUAACUCAACGUAACAGCGCACACAUCACACAUCAGGUUGUUGAUACAAUGCAAGGAUCACGUCCACUCCCUUCUGCAAACCUACAGUUCACACCAACAAAACUCUCCAGCACUGCAAGUCAUGCUGGCUUUACAGCCUCUCCAGUGCAAUUCCUCAAUCAUAUAACAAAUUCUGGGACUGUCACGGAAGAUUUGGCCAUCCCAGCUGAAAGCCCAUUCUCAACCGUAUCCACACAGCCUCGCUUGAAUGACCUAAUGGAAGCAAAUGGUGUAAUUUGCUAG